Molecule: messenger RNA, 1767 nt
Organism: Penicillium salamii
Lineage: Eukaryota; Fungi; Ascomycota; Eurotiomycetes; Eurotiales; Aspergillaceae
Source: the annotation of a GenBank genome assembly
AUGCCUCCCAAAAAGGGCCCGCGUAAAUCGAUGCCUGGUGGCAUCAGUAGGGCUCAAAAACUGGCACCAUCCCGGCGGUCGCCCAGGGUGCCUCCGCAAAAUAAAAGUCUAGACAGCAGCCCCUCGUCUCCCACCAAAACGCUCCCCAUCACAACCUCGUCCCCUCCAGACAGUUCUUUCAACUUCCGCUUUUACACACCCAAGCCCGCUUCUACACCCAAGCCAGCUUCCCCGAGCUUGCGCACACCAGGGAAAUCCAUUGAAACACCUCCACACCGCAAGGCAUUCCAACCACGCCCAACACGUCUCUCGAAUGUUUACACCCCCACUGCAGCUGUUCCGGCCACAACCCGCAGUAGUGGGCGCAGCAAACGAACGAACAUGCUCGAAACUCCCAAGAAGCAAGUCUUAGAGCUGUCAGAGUCUGAGAUACCCGACAGCGUUGAGAGUUCUGGUUCAUAUCUUGACGUUGGGACGAAAGCAUCUUUUGGGACGAAAGAAGAUACCAAAGCACUAUCAAGCUCUCCUUCCACUCCCGACAUGCGCAACUCCUCUCGUGUCCGUAAGCCUACCAGACAGGCAAUUGAGUCUCAGGAAACAUCCAAGAGAGGGCCCCGUCGUAAGAAUACUUCUGCUCCCGCUCCGACUGUGGACAAGAAUGCCAAAGUUGCGAAAGGCAGUGCCGCCAAGAAGCCCACUCUGAAGACCCGAACUUCUAAGAGAACAGCAAAUACUAGCAUACAAAAUGAUUCCGGCCCGGCCGCAAUGGACGCUAACAUGAAAGCUGGGGUCAUGCUCUUGCGCCAGAUCUUCGAUGAGAUCAGUGAUCCUAAUUUCGUCCCUCCGCCUGAUGCCCGCGAGACUCUCGCCAAGCUCCGAGAGGACUUCUACCGGCGCGAACGGGAAGAAAAAGCCAUGAAGCAAAAAGCCACGAAGGAAAAGGCCAUGAAGUCGCCUGUGGUUCAAUCAGAUGAGCCCAAUGACAUCGAAAUGGUAGACCAAGACGCUUCAGAGGCACCUGAGCUCUCUCUCUCGUCGUCUACCCCAUCUCUGGCCAGUUCAGCCACGACUGGUAUGCUGGGGUUCAGGAAACGCUCUGAGACCACUGUAUCUGGUGAUGGUUGGGUCGAGACCGGUUAUGUCAAUCCUUGCGGGGAAAGCCUGACUAUUAUGCCUGCUGAGUUCGAACCCUUCAUUGCUUUCAACUCAUAUGGUUACAAAGACUUGCCCUUCCCUCCCGUCCGUGUCCAGUCUACUCAACAGGCCGUCACUAGGCAAGCUUUCGGGUUCCCCCCUCCGAUGGGUCAUCGCAACAUCCCUGCUAGCGUAGCUACUCCCUUCGUCAUUGAGGAUGUCCAGGCAGAGAUGGCCCUGUUUUCUAGUACUUCUACUGCAGCUCCGGCUGUUAGUAGCAACAAAAAGCCCCGCGCACGUAAGCGCCGCGCCACUGAGGCCAUUUCAACUGGCCAAGUGGGUGACGAGGCAUCCGCCUCCACCCCAGUCCAACCCGCCGCCCCUGGUGAGCGCAAGUCACAGCGCCGCCGCCGCCAGACCGAUCCCGCUCCCACCGCCGCGGUCUCCUCGCCCUCUACCCCAACUGCGCCAAAGGGUAGCGCCGCCGCCGUCUCCAACCGCGGCACCGAGGGCAACAAGCCCAAGGUGCAGCAGCGGCUUCGGCUCACCCUGAAGCCAGCCAAGGAGGCCAAGUCCUCCCCGGCCAGUUCAAGCGUGGGUUCUCCUGCAAAGCGCCGUGGGCGCCGGAGCUGA